AUGAGGCCCGAAGGUCUGUGCUGGACCUUGGUGACCACCCCGCCGUUCCCGGCUCCCAGCUCCGAGAUCCUCUCGAAAUCAUCAUCCUUGAGCUCCCCGACCUUGGCCUUCUGGGUGAGAAAGGCUUCCAGCCGCUUCUUCUGCUGCUCGUCGAGUUCUAGCUCCUCGAGCUUCUUCUGGAGGUCCACCAAGUUCGCCCUGCAGAGACCCCAAGGGCAAGGCGCGCGGGGGCAGGCUGGGAGCUCCUGGGGACUAUUUCAGCAUCUUUUGGGGGUGGUGACAGCGCCAGAGAGGAGCAGGCAAGCCCGGGCGCCCCGUGGGCUGAGCCUCCAGCGCGAAGCAGAGCUGCUGGCGCCCCUGUAUGGGGAUUUAGCGGCUGGAAAGAUGGCUUCCUCCACCGGUCCGCUGGGCCCCAUCGACAGCCUGGAGCUCCUGGACCUCCUGUUCGAUCGGCAGGACGGUGUUCUGAGGCACGUGGAGCUGGGCGAGGACCAGCAGGUCCUGCCAGCUCCGGACUCUGAUGAGCUCCUCAACUCCAUCCUGGCUUCUGGAGACUCGGUGGCCAGCUCCCCGCUCUGGUCUCCCGCGGCCAGCGACAGCAGCGUCUCCGAAGAUCUGCCCUCCGACCCCCAGGACAGCCCUCCAUGCAGUGGCCCGGCUGCCACCCACGUGGGCUGCCAGAGCGUGGAGCCUGGCAAGGGGCCCUGGCCCUCCUACCGUCUUGGACCCCCCGGCCCUGCCAGGCCCCCAAGGCCGGUGACUCAAAUGCUCGGGGCCUCUGUGACCAUUGACCUGGAAAUGUGGAGCCCGGGCCUGCACCCUGAGGAGCAGGCCGACUCAGGCCCGCACUACAAACUCACAGUCAAGGACCUUCUCCUCUCGGGCAGCGGCGGGGACCUGCAACAGCAUCGUCUGGCAGCUCCCUACCUCUUGCGACCUGGGACUGGACACUGCCAGGAGCUGGUGCUGACAGAGGAUGAGAAGAAGCUGCUGGCCAAGGAAGGCAUCACUUUGCCCACCCAGCUGCCCCUCACCAAGUAUGAGGAGCGGGUGCUGAAAAAAAUCCGCCGAAAAAUCCGGAACAAACAGUCGGCCCAAGAAAGCCGGAAAAAGAAGAAGGAAUAUAUUGAUGGUCUGGAAACUCGGAUGUCAGCCUGCACCGCCCAGAACCAAGAGCUUCAGAGGAAGGUCUUGCAUCUCGAGAAGCAGAACCUGUCCCUCCUGGAGCAGCUGAAGAGACUCCAGGCCAUUGUGGUCCAGUCCACCAGCAAGUCAGCCCAGACGGGCACCUGCAUAGCCGUCCUGCUGCUCUCCUUUGCCCUCAUCGUCCUCCCCUCCAUCAGCCCUUUCACCUCCAACAAGGCCGAGAGCCCCGGAGACUUCGCAUCUGUGCGAGUUUUCUCCAGAACUUUGCACAACGACGCUGCCUCCCGCGUGGCCCCUGACACCACGCCCAGCUCUGAGGCCCCAGGCCCCUGGCCCCAGACUGGUGCACCCCAAGAAGGGUCUCCAGGCGGCCCUGGGUCAGACUGGCAAUCGCAGAACAUGCUGGCUCUGGAUAACUCGACGGAGAAGUUGGACAACUUGACCCUGGUCUCAGGCAACUCCUCGGAGGAGCUGAGUCGGGCGACCCUGCUGGACUGGGCCUCGCCCGAGCCAGCGUUCAGCCCGGGGCGCGCGGGGCUGGAGGCUGCCGGGCAGGAGCUGUGA
Molecule: messenger RNA, 1710 nt
Organism: Ceratotherium simum simum (southern white rhinoceros)
Lineage: Eukaryota; Metazoa; Chordata; Mammalia; Perissodactyla; Rhinocerotidae
Source: RefSeq, a predicted model, not a curated record